This is a messenger RNA of Phragmites australis (common reed), 1574 nucleotides long. RefSeq lists its product as uncharacterized. The transcript is spliced from 7 exons. Gene Ontology annotation, cellular component: nucleolus. Gene Ontology annotation, biological process: maturation of SSU-rRNA from tricistronic rRNA transcript (SSU-rRNA, 5.8S rRNA, LSU-rRNA). Lineage: Eukaryota; Viridiplantae; Streptophyta; Magnoliopsida; Poales; Poaceae. Bases 288 to 1190 code for a protein of 300 amino acids. The record is from RefSeq and is a predicted model, not a curated record.
UCGUGGCCCAGCAGCUUGACAGCCAGCUCGGCUCAGCAAAACCACGGCCCCGAGCCAAAACCCUCGCCACCGUCUCCCUGUUCCUCCCGUCCGAGGCAGCCGCCCUCCCCCGCGCCGCCCCGUUGCUCCAGGAAACCGCCACCGCCGCACUCCCGUGCUCACCCUUCCUUCGCUGCACGUGCCCAUCGUCCAGCUCCUCCUCCGCUCCUGCCGGCCCGCGCCACGCCGCCAACCGCGCGCUCCUCCCGGUCCUCCCUCCACGCUGCCAGUGCCGCACUACUCCCGCCAUGCCGCCGACUCCCGCCUCAUCGAAGAAGGCAGCGAGAAGCCGCGCUGGCGAAGAGGCGAAGCGAUCUGCAUUAGUAAAUAGCAAGGAGUCUGGAGAACCUGAUUUGCAGGAGAACACAAACCCCAUUCAUCAAGGAAGAGAAAAGAAAAAAGAAAGUUCAAAGAAAAAAGAAAGAGCAAAGAAGAGGUCAUCAUCUGUUUUGGAUUCAACUAAUGUUUCAGACAUAAUCAAUGAGCGAAAGUCAGAGUAUAAUCUUGACGAACCUACCAUGGAGGAAAAACUAGCAACUCUGAAUUUGAUCAAUGAAGAUAACAAAAGGAAUGAUACUGAAGAGCAAUCACUCUCUAUGGCGCCACCAAGUGCAGAUUCAGUCCAUAUUUUGCUGAAGCAAGCUCUGCGUGCUGAUGAUAACGUAUCAUUGCUAACUUGCUUGUACAAUAGAGAUGAAAAGGUUAUUUUGAAGUCUAUAUUGCUCCUAACACCAGCUGAUGUUGUGAAGCUUCUCAAGUUCUUUGUAUUGCAAAUACAAUCUAGGGGUGCAGUAUUGGUCUGUUUGCUCCCGUGGCUGCAAAGUUUACUUAGUCAACACAUGAGCAGCAUAGUGUCUCAGGAGUCUUCUCUCUCAUUGCUCAACUCACUCUACCAGCUUAUUGAUGCAAGAACUUCAACAUUCGAGUCAGCACUUCAACUCUCCACCACUCUAGAUUACCUUUUCAGCGAGAUUGCUGAUGAUGAAGCUGAUGAGGAGGAAGCAACUCCAACAAUAGUUUAUGAGGACAAGGACACUGAGGAGGAAGAGUCUGAAGUUGAUGCUAUGGAAACUGAUGGGGAGGCUGAAGAGCUUGGGGAUGUUACUGAUGCCUCUGAGCAUUCAGAUGGAAGUGAUAUCAUGAGCGACUGAUUGACUUCGACUCCCCAAGGACUGAGCUCUCAUAUGCCAAUCAUCCCGAUAAGAUGGAAUUCACAAAGCUCACAAUGUCUGCAACUUCUAGGAGGAUACACCUUGUCCUAGCAGGUUGAUGCAUCUGGAUUCACUUGUUAGGUUAGCGCACGGUAGAAACUUGGAGGAUAGUGUUGUAGGAAUCAAGUUUGGAUGAUAGUGUUGUAGGAAUCAAGUUUUGAUGGGGUGGUUGUGCUUGUACUUUGUGAAGCAUCAUAGCAUCUAUUGCUAAACUAAAUCAUAUAUUAUCUCGGUAAAAUUUUGUUUGCCAAGUGAGUGUUUUCCGUAAGCUUUUGGGUGCCAUUUUGAGCUCAGAAGGGAAGUGAAUGCAAUUGAUGAGAGAAA